This is a messenger RNA of Marchantia polymorpha subsp. ruderalis, 1310 nucleotides long. The record is from the annotation of a GenBank genome assembly. Lineage: Eukaryota; Viridiplantae; Streptophyta; Marchantiopsida; Marchantiales; Marchantiaceae.
GCCCUCCUCGCUCCGUCUCCGCUCCUCGUCUGCGCUCCUGCUGCGCCAGCAGCAGCAGCAGCUGCUGCCUCUUCUUCUGCAGCUUCUGGACUCUCGAGCCUCAUCAAUCCGCCCUUCGUGCAAUCCACCUUUCGAACAUUCUGGACCCCCUUCUUCAUCUCGUCGAAUCUCCACCUCAUUCUGCGUCCGCGGAUUGUCGCCACGAAAGAAUUAAAUCCGGAUUCUGCGACCGAGCCGAUUCUUUUGGUGGAAUCCGUGCGUUUCAGGGCUUCGAGUGGAGAGCUUAGUGUUCUUGUGUUGGUGGUGGUGGUCGUUGGACGCCAGGUUUGGUCGUCUCAAUCGCCAUCUGGUUUGUGACGUUGUUCUUCGCCGUUUGGGUUGGCGUUGUUAUUUUCCCGUUGCUCAGCCGGAGGGUUCUGUGGCGUAAGUGCUCUUGGGGUUCGUCUGCUCGUAUCUUCGACGUCUUCUGCCCAGCAAUUCUUCCGAAGUGAUCGAGACCUAUCCAGUACUGCCUGCCUUGGGGAAACGGCUCUUCUGAGGAUGGCGGCUACUUUCCGGCUGGUGCUCUCUACUUCGUUGGUGACACCUGCCCGAAUUAACCGAACUGGAUUGGAGACUUCGAACAAAAGCACAGUCAGGAUACAGGGAGGAAGUGUCAAUAGUCGAGCUGCAACUGCACCUGGCCGAUCGGGGGGUGGUGUCCUUGACAGACCAACAAUAGAGAGACCCACGCCAGGAAGAGAAUCUGAGUUCGACCUCAAGAAGUCACGCAAGUUGUCGCCUCCAUACAGAGUGAUGCUGCACAACGACAGCUACAACAAAAGGGAAUAUGUCGUACAAGUGCUCAUGAAAGUUAUUCCUGGAAUGUCAGUUGACAACGCAGUGAAUAUUAUGCAAGAAGCUCAUAUAAAUGGAUUGGCAGUAGUAAUUAUAUGUGCCCAAAAUGACGCUGAGGAGCACUGCAUGCAAUUAAGAAAUAAUGGACUUCUAAGUUCAAUAGAGCCUGCAGCCGGCGGUUGCUGACCUUAACGAUCAUUUUCACCUCAUUGGUGCCGCAUCCUCUAGACGUUGUAUAAUACGUAGACAAUUUGUGUGUACAGACCAACCAGCGUGGGGCAUCUAAAUCUUGUUCUGUAGUGGUUGGAAUCGGGAAGGUUGGACUCUCAAGUCUUCUUCCUAGAGUCAUCAUAUCAGCUGUAGUCCUGAGUCCGAUUUUACACCGAGGUCUUGGAUGAAGUGUUGAUACUAUCCAUGAGGAUUUGUACGAUACUUGCUUCAAUAAAAACUACCUAGUCCCUUGGUCGAGCAAC